This is a messenger RNA of Adelges cooleyi (spruce gall adelgid), 2913 nucleotides long. Its product is annotated as mucin-2-like. Lineage: Eukaryota; Metazoa; Arthropoda; Insecta; Hemiptera; Adelgidae. Gene Ontology annotation, cellular component: nucleus. The transcript has 3 exons. The record is from RefSeq and is a predicted model, not a curated record. Gene Ontology annotation, biological process: regulation of transcription by RNA polymerase II. The coding region runs from base 636 to 2207 and encodes 523 amino acids. Gene Ontology annotation, molecular function: transcription cis-regulatory region binding.
CAGUCAGUGCACGCAUACGCGACCAUACGCAUACCCGUCGACAGACUUACAACAGGACGGAUCGAAAAAAAAAUUGUAAUUAUCGAUUAUAAAAAAAAAAGCUAAAAAAUAAAUUAUAUUAAUCAUAGUUGUUUUUUUUCGUGUGAACGUCCCCGCGCCGGGUUUUUAUUAUUUUGUUUUAAAUACUUUUUAACUUUGAUAAACCGAUAUAAGUUUUUAUUCGACACUUUUUUUAAUCAAUUAAUUUGUUUGGUGUUUUCGCGUUGUUGUCCACAUGUUUGCCCUUUGACGAUAAUAAUAAAUAUAUUUUAUAAAAUUAUUAUGGGCUAAAUUCUCAAACGGCGAACGCGUUCGAUUGAAAAACAUGUGAGAUAAUUUGUUUUAACAACAAAUAUUAUUAAUAUUCGUCGUUGUGCCGCGAGUGACAGUUGCAGUUUCUUGGUUAUUUCCUAAUUAUUGGUGUUUUUUAAAUAUUUUUUUAAUUAAUAUUUCAAUUCUUCGGAUACGUCACGCGGAAGUCUGACCGGGAAAAAAGCACGUGCCCGCCGGCAACAGCUCGUCGAAUAACUUCGAAGAUACACAUAUUUCUGUUAUAUGGAGGAAGUGCAGAGACGUUGUCCGUUCGGUUAAGAGGCAUGACCGGAUCGUUGCGACUGAGCGCGUUGCUGUUGCUGCUGUUGUCCCGUUGGGCGUCUGCGGACCUCGAAAAGGGCGAGAACGAGUUCGUCCGCAGCUGGGUGAUCAUCGAGGAACAGCUGGUGCCGCCGUCCCGGGACGAGCUGUUGGCGUCCGGCGUCGGUGUCGGCGCGGGCGGCGGUCGCCGGAUCACGCCCAAGUCGGUGUUCGUCGCGCCGUCGUUCAACAAGUGCUCCGACGGGUACAGGCCGGACAGUAUGGGCCGUUGCGUCAAGGUGGUCAAGCUCAACCCGACGGCCCAAUGGGACUUCUUGCUCAAGCAGUUGAACUCCAUGUACGGCGGAGGGCCGCCGAUGGCCGCGGCCGUCACCGCGUUCCCGCCGCCUAGCACGACGGUCGAACCGCCGCAGCACAAGACGGAGAGCACGGGCCCGUUUCAACUCAACAUACCGCUGUUCAAUCAGACGAUGGAACAGGAAGACACCGCGGUGGACACCUCAACGGCGGGCCCCGUGUCCAGCGCCGCGCCGCCGACUACCACCGUCGUUUCCGUUGUCCCGACUACCGUCCAACCACAGACCACUCUCCGGGAAACCGAGGACACCACGUUGUUCGACUUGUCCACUGUGGUGACGGCCGAUUCAAAGACGAAAACCGUGGGGAGCAGGACGACCACAACGGACGAACCGCUGCAGACGACCACAACGACCUUUAUGGACUCCGACACUGGCACGCCGCCAACGUCCACUGCUGUGACGACAGAAGAAGAUGACGAGGGCAUUGGUGGCACGGUCACGAUGACGAUGGUGGACGCGACGACGACGGCCAAAACGGUGCCGAAGAAGCCGACGACGACGGCCAAAGAGGUGCCGCAGAAGCCGAUGACGACGACGUCGAUGACACCCGCGACGAGAAUCUGGACGACGACCACGACGGCGCAGCCCACCACCACCAGUACGACAACCGCGGCUGGUACGACGGAACCGCCAACCGAGUACUACGAUGAGCCCAUGGGACCGGAUUGCACGGCACCGGAUGCAUACUACAGGUACGCGGAAUGCGCGCCGCAGUAUCAACCCGCACCUGAGAUACAGGUGUUCGUCGCGCCGCCGCCGCCGUCCAAAAGACCAAUGGCGUAUCAGCCACCUUCGCAGCCCGUACAACCGGUGCAGCAAGUGGGCGCUGUCCGAUUCCCGGACGACGAGGGUCGAGACGACGCGGACGUCGAAGCCGACUCGGCCACCGACCACACCAUCAAUCUGGUUAGGUUCCCGGACGGCGUGCCGUACAGGACCACUAACAAGAUGUACGAGAGCAGCAGACAUCCGACGUGGUGGCCGACCGGGUGGGAACAGCAGCAGCAGCAACAACAACAGCUACAGCAGCAGCAACAACAGCUACAACAGCAACAACAACAGCAACAACAACAGCUCCAACUGCAACAACAACAGCAGCAGCAGCGAAGGGACGACGUGGCACGCAACGAGGGUGUCCGAUUAUGGGAAUUCGGGUCCAGACUGCCCAAGACCACUACUGAGGCGACACCGUGGUUCCACAGGUUCUUCCAGUAAAUUUAAAUACAUUUAUUUUUAUAUAACCAAUGUGUUUUUUUUUCUAAUGAAAUUAAUCAAUAUUAUAUAAAUUUUAUUAAUGUUUUUUUUUACUCAGUAUUUCGGCGUUAGCUUGUAUAUGCGUUAGGUACGGUUAAUUAUUAUUAUUAUUGUAUGUUUUUUUUUGUUGCCAUAAUAUAUAACGUCCGUAGAAUAACCAUUUUUUUUUUUAUUAAAGUCACGAGUGUUUUAUUUAUUGUGUGUGUUUUUUGGUAGUAAAUCAAUCUUUUUAUUGAAAAGGAAUAGGAGUGCAAAUAUUUAAUAUUAACUUUUGAGCGAUUUAAGCCUUAACGGUGUUUUUUUUUAUAUUAUAUAAUUUGUUUUGCCUCUAACAACACAUUAACCGCCGUACUGCUACUAUUAUUAUUAUGAUUACUUAUUAUCGUUUAUUACUUAUACUGUUUGUUUUUUUUUUUUAAUUCAUGAAGUUGUAAAUAUCGUUAAGCGUGUUCCUAUUAUAAGAGAUCACGGCUUCUAGUUAAUGAAAUAGCUGAUGCCGCUCGACGUAUUAGUGUAAAUAUAUAUUUAAUAUUAUUAUUAUUAUUAUUAUUAUUAUUAUCACGUGUACAGCGAACCAUUUCGAAUGUUAUAUAUACAUAUAUUAUUAUACCUAUACAAUACCAUUGAUUUAAUCAUUCACGCACAAAUACAAAAUAUUAUACAAGGA